AUGCAGUGUGAUAUCUGCUUUAGAACUGGCGGACAGAGACUGCCAUUUUUAUGCCCGACUGAUGCCAGAAAUCGACUUUAUGAGCCUCGAAUUCAGCACGCUCGGGUGCUGGUGGAAAAGGAUGCCCUCGACCAGCAGAUAACGGCCCUUGUUGCGUCACAGUCGAAAGGUGUUGAGCAGAAUGAAAACGGCCCUGCAGUUUCUCGACAAGACAUCUCCGAGAUACUGGCUGAAAAAGAACAGGCUGUGGAUAGGACACAGCAAAUCAUCGCACAUGCAGAUGAGUUGCGGAUCAAAGUCGAGAAAGCCAGGGAGGAAAUAGCCAAGAAGAAGGCCAUCAUCGAACGCAGAAAGUCGGAAUUAGCCGCUGCAUCAAAUGGAGCUGAAGCCCGGAGAACGAGACAAAUCGAAGAGGUUGAAAAGUCCAUUCGUAUGAGCAAAUACAAAUGGAACCAGACGCAUGCUGUUACUGCAUCAUCCCGGGCCUUCCUUUGUGGCGAGGCUGCCAAAUUAUAUGGACUUCGAUGGGUCAGGAAGAACGGCGGCUUAGAGGAAUAUAAGAUUGGCGGGAUAGGAAUCAUUGAUUUGAGGGCAAUGAAUACCGCAAGCCCAGCCCAGAUUUCAACGGCUUUAUCACACAUCGUACAUCUUCUGAUACUGUCUACACAUUACCUAGCUAUUCGUCUUCCAGCUGAGAUAACUCUUCCUCAUCGAGACUAUCCUCUACCCACUAUAUUCCCUCUAGCCUCAUCGUACAAAUACACAAAUGUGCCCUUCCCCGGCACGACGCCUGCACAAUCCUCCAACAAUAGUCCCACAGCAUCAAGGCAUGUUGAGCAGUCAAAUCAACCACGUCCCCGGCCACUAUUUAUCACGAAGCCACUCCCGAUGCUUUCUACUGAAGACCCAGCCGGUUAUUCCCUCUUCGUCGAAGGUGUGACCCUUCUGGCGUAUGAUAUCGCCUGGCUAUGCAAAAGCCAAGGUAUUCCUGUAGGAGAGAGUAGCAGCUUUGAAGACAUCUGCAACAUUGGAAGGAAUCUCUUUAACCUACUUAUUGGCUCACAGUCCCGCCCUCCUAUUGGCCGAGUGCCAUCUGCCCAGUCCACACCUACAAGAGGUGGUCGAGACGAGAGCGAGGGAGAGGACAAGAAGACUACUUCUAGCUCCAUUAUGGGAAGAUUUUCUCAUGGCACGGCACAUUCAUUCCUCGGAAAUGCGGAUGGCACAGAAUUCAUACGGAGUUGGAAGCUGCUGAGUCCCAUGAAGCUUGCUGACAAGUUAAGAACGAAGCUCCUCAGCGAAGUAGCCAACGCAGAAUGGGAGGUGCUAGACCAGGAUGCCUGGACCAUUGACGAUGAGAUGGGCGAUGACGGAGUAGUUGUUGGGGCUAGAAGGGAAGGAGGGAGGGGCUUGGGUCUGGGCAUGCAAAGUUUCAUGAGUAUGAAGACAGUGAUGGAUGCGGUAGAGAUUGUUGGCGGUGCUGGCGAAAGAAGGCCUGGGACUAGCGGGUGGACAAAGUUGAAACCCAGGUAA
Molecule: messenger RNA, 1533 nt
Organism: Amorphotheca resinae ATCC 22711
Lineage: Eukaryota; Fungi; Ascomycota; Leotiomycetes; Helotiales; Amorphothecaceae
Exons: 2
Coding region: 1-1533 (510 amino acids)
Biological process (GO): SNARE complex assembly
Cellular component (GO): lytic vacuole; endosome
Molecular function (GO): SNARE binding
Source: RefSeq, a predicted model, not a curated record